AUGUUGCAGUCUUUUAAGGAUACUAUGUCCGAUUGGCUGUUGUCGGUUGACUCCCGGAAGAAAGAUUACGGUUCAUUAGCUGACUGGAAACAGCAGCGGGGCAAUGAACGGCAGGGAAGACUAAGGAGAAGAGCCACCAGUAAUCGAUUCAAAGUCACAAAACCAAUAGGGUCACGUAGCAGCAUAACUAGCAACUCCCCUGAACAACCAAAACCGCCAACUUCAAGCAACGCCGUAGUUCCAUCAUUAUGGGAAAAGAUACAGUCGGUUUUCAGCACCGAUCAACGCGAAUUACGCGAUAUGAAGAGUACAUUUGCAAACUAUAGACUACCAUACACAGAAGAGAAUGAAACCAGAAGGAGGCAGGGUUUAACCUCAAGUCGACUUGCUAGAAGCGAGACAUUUAAAAAGCGAAUGAUGGAAAAGAUGUACGAUGACAGAAUGCUAGAACAGCUGCGGGCAAGCGUCGACAAGCGAAAGUCGACGCAUCGCGGCGACUCUAUUGCCGCCCUUUCGAAUGCAGAGUCAGACCAGGUUGUACUGCUGCAAAACCGGCUUCAAAAACUUGAGCAGCAACUCUUCAACACCCAGAAAGAAUUAGAACUCACCAAUAAGAAACUCACAUUUGCUCACGAGAAAACUAGGCUACUAGAGUCUCUUCUAGAUGAGGCAAACGUAGACAAUGAAUAUGUCAAAUCCCGUAGGCGAAUUGCAAACCUGAAAGCUACGACUGAUAAUCAGCCACAAUUAAGGUCUCUAUCUCCUUCUCCUAAGAGAUCACACCCAGUAAAUCCGCUGUUUACUUCAAGUCCUAUACGAACUCAAAACGUCGAAAGCCCUUACAAACAUGAUAAAGAACUCGAUAAUUUCUACUCCAAGUACCCUAGUAUACCAAAGACAGAGUUUAUGAACCAAUCUGCUAAUGGAACUAACGAUAAUGAGUCCCUUUCUCCUGUUAGAGUCGAUUAUAACAAGUACUCCUCACCUCGUUAG
Eremothecium sinecaudum is the source of this 993-nucleotide messenger RNA. RefSeq names its product Csa1p (gene CSA1). Bases 1 to 993 code for a protein of 330 amino acids. The record is from RefSeq and is a predicted model, not a curated record. NCBI's taxonomy places the organism in Eukaryota, Fungi, Ascomycota, Saccharomycetes, Saccharomycetales, Saccharomycetaceae. The transcript has a single exon.